Molecule: messenger RNA, 5049 nt
Organism: Apodemus sylvaticus (European woodmouse)
Lineage: Eukaryota; Metazoa; Chordata; Mammalia; Rodentia; Muridae
Gene: Bag4
Product: BAG cochaperone 4
Exons: 5
Coding region: 103-1632 (509 amino acids)
Biological process (GO): protein stabilization
Cellular component (GO): nucleus; membrane; cytoplasm
Molecular function (GO): adenyl-nucleotide exchange factor activity; protein-folding chaperone binding
Source: RefSeq, a predicted model, not a curated record
UCCAGGUCGGAAGGGCGGAGGAUAGGCGUUUCCUCACGCGUGACAAGCGCUGUCCCUCGCCUCGCUUUCCUGCUCCGAGGCCCCGGUUGACGGGUACCGUCCAUGACCGCUCAGGACCCGCCGUGUAAGGGGCGGGACCGACUCGGGAUUGGCUGUAGCCGUCCUAUCCCCCUUCGCCGCCAGCCAAUACCUGUCGCCCGCAGGCGCCUGCGCAAUGGGACGGUCGUGGGGGGCGGGAAGCGCUUCGCGGCAGCGGAGCCCAUGUCGGCCCUGAGGCGCUCGGGCUACGGCCCCAGUGACGGCCCUUCGUACGGCCGCUACUAUGGGCCCGGGGGAGGCGAUGUCCCGGUGCACGUACCUCCGCCCAUAUACCCUCCUAUUCGCCCUGAGCCUCCCCAGCCUCCGGUUUCCUGGCGAGGGCGCGGGGGCGCCCCGGCCGAGACCACCUGGCCGGGAGAAGGCGCAGGUGGCGACGGCUACUACCCCUCAGGAGGCGCCUGGGCAGAGCCCAGCAGAGCCGGAGGAGGCCACCAGGAACAGCCACCAUACCCUGGCUAUAACUCUAACUACUGGAAUUCUGUGCGACCAAGGGCUCCAUACCCAAGCACAUACCCUGUGAGGCCAGAGUUACAAGGCCAGAGUCUGAAUUCUUAUGCAAAUGGAGCAUAUGGUCCGCCUUACCCUCCUGGCCCUGGAGCAAGUACUGCCUCUUACUCUGGGGCUUACUACGUACCUGGCUAUGCCCAAAGCAACUACUCCACAGAAGUUCCAAACACCUACCGCUCACCUGGUAACAGCCCAACUCCAGUGUCUCGUUGGAUGUAUUCCCAGCAGGACUGUCCAACAGAAGCACCUCCUCUGAGGGCACAGGUUCCAGGAUAUCCUGCUUCACAGAACCCUGGAAUGACUUUGCCCCAUUAUCCUUAUGGAGAUGGCAGCCGUGCUGUGCCACAGUCAGGAGCAGCGGGGCGGCCACAAGAUGAUGCAUGGGCUUCUAGUGCUUAUGGGAUGGGCGCCCGGUACCCCUGGCCGUCAGCUGCACCCUCAGUCCCCUCUGGGAACCUGUACAUGACGGAAAAUGCGUCACCAUGGCCCGGCAACAGCUCUCCCCAGCCACCUCCUUCACCCCCACCCCAACCUCCGAAGGAUUCUGCGUCCUCCUAUAACCAGUCUGGUCAAGGCAUAAGCCGGCACAGCUUCCCCUGCAGCGUCCAUCAAUAUGAAUCUCCAGGAGCAGUAAACAGUGAGAACUCAGACCUUUUGGAUUCUCAAGUCCAAUACAGUGCUGAGCCUCAGCUGUACGGUAAUGCCAGCAGCGAACAGCCCAGCAACCAAGUUUCGAGUAACCAUCUUCCUGAAGAGGGUUUCUCUUCAGAUGAAGGCCCUCCUCCAAGUAUUAAAAAAAUCAUACAUGUGCUGGAGAAGGUCCAGUUUCUUGAGCAAGAAGUAGAAGAGUUUGUAGGGAAAAAGACAGACAAAGCAUAUUGGCUUCUGGAAGAAAUGCUGACAAAGGAACUUUUAGAACUGGAUUCUGUUGAAACUGGGGGCCAGGACUCUGUCCGUCAGGCCAGGAAAGAAGCUGUUUGUAAGAUCCAGGCCAUACUGGAAAAAUUAGAAAAAAAGGGGUUAUGAAAUAACUUGGAUUGCAGGGGAAGCCUGUUACUGAUUUGGCCAAAGAACUCUUUAAUUUGGUGAGUUCCCAUCUUUUGAAAUGCCUGUUGUGACAAGAAGCAACACAUUCCAACUUUCUUCUGACCAAAACUUGAAAGAAAAAAAAAAAACUGGAAAAGCCGGCAGAGGAAUGGAAGAGCAGCAGUGACAGAUUCUUUUCAGUUUUCAGAUGACUGAGCAUAAUGGAAAACUGGAAUUAAUCAGUAUUGCCAAGUGGACUUACUCCUUAAGAAACCCACAGGUGUCUGUAGGCUGCUGCUUAUCAGAUCUCAGGAGGGAGCUAGACUUUAUGUAACAGGUUGUCAAAAACCUAAGCUGAGACAAACAGGCUGUUUUGUAAGCAUCUGGACUUGUCACAUUUUUGUGCAUUGUGACUGCAUAUACUUCAUGUGUAUAUUAUAGCUUAGAUUCUUGGACCUCUGUUCUGUUUUCUUACCUGCAGGUCACAAAUGUAAUACUAUUCUACUUCUUCGUACAUUUUGUAGUAAUAUGUUUAAUAUAGUCAAAUAUUGGCAGCCAGAGAGAUGCGCAGUUCUGAAUGAGUUCAUAUCCUUUACCACUUGAAUAUACUGCAGCGUGUGUGGGCUCCUACAGUCAUCGUCUCCCUUCCUGUGUGGCAUGUUCGUUCUGUUCUUCCCACUUCUGCUUUUCAUGAUGGGGAAGGUGACCGAAAAUUACAUUAACAUAAGAAUGACAGUGUUUGUAGACAUUCUUUGCUUUGUUGUAUUUGGAUAAAGAUCCACUUUGAAAUUGCUUUUUUAAGAAAAAUAUCUUUUGGCUCUUGCUGCUUCUAUAGAGAGCAUUAUGUUAAAAACAUGGAAACUUAAGUGCCACAGUUAGUAUAAAUAGUGAUGGCAAAAAAGCAACAAAUAUGAUUAUUUAAUUACACCAUUCUCCAGUCAGUAGAUCUGUGGGACAGAUCUAAGCUCAGUUUACAGCCGAUAGAAGGAAAAGGAGGAGAUUGACGCUCAGGGAAUGAGUCAGCCAUAGCUGAAGUGGAGAAUUCAUUAUUUUCUUUUAAUUUAAAUUUGGGCUUUAUUUCAUGGGCUAAAGUGCAUAGAAUUGCCUGUUUCAUAAGAAAGAUGUUACUUAUUAUUAACAGUCAAUUUAGAGCCAAGUUUAAGAAAGGGACCUUUCUUGGUUAUCCAUGUAUGUUGUUAUACAGAGGCAGGUAAAUAAUUUACCUUUUAAGCCUAAAGUGAGAUCUAGCAUACAGUAUCUGCUUUUGCAACAAAAGCAGUUUCUAAGUCAAAUAUCAGAGUGAUACUUUUUUCUAGACGAACAGGCCUUUAUAUUAGUGAUACUAAGCCUAGAGUCCCUUCUGCUCACAAGAAUCAAACAAAUGCUAACAUAUGAUGAGAAGAAAUGUAGUAAAAAUAUUGUCUAGGGGCUAGAGAUGUGGCUCAGUUAGUAGAGUGUCUGCUGAACAUGCAUGAAGUCCUGGGCUAAAUCCCCAGGAGUGUAUAAACGAGCUAUAGUGGUAUAUACCUGUCUCAGCCUUUGAGAGAUGGACCCAGGAAGACUGCAGGUUUAAGGUCAUCCUCAGCUACAUAAUAAAUUCAAGGCCAGCCUGAGCCAAUUAAGAUUCUGUCCCAAAAAACAAACAGGAUAAGUAAUUCAAGAAGUGAUCAUUUUAUUCCAGUCUAUAGUUUUUAAAAGACUUUAUUUGGCUGGGAUUGGUGGUGCACACUUUUAAUUCAGGCAGAGGAGGCAGGUAGGUCUCUUGAGUUCAAGGCCAACCUAGUCUACCAGAGUUCCUGAUCCAUAAUGAAACAAUAUCAAAUCCAUCUCAUCUUUCUGUGUGUCUGUCUGUCUAUAUCUAUCUAGCUAAUCAAUCAUCUGUCUAUGGGGUAUGUGUAUGCUUGCACACACAUGUGUGUUUGAUAUUUAUAAUUUUUAUUUUUAAGACAGAAUUUCAUGCCAGGUUGGCCUUAAACUUUGCAUGUAGCCUAGGACAACCCCAGAAGUUCUGGUCCUCGUGCCUCACUUUCUAUUACACGGGUAGGUGUGUUCCUGGUUUGUGUGGUGCCAGGCAAGCAUUGUACUGAGGUAUAGCUGUUGCCCUGAUUCUCUUAUAAAGAAUAUAUAUAAGAGAAUAUAGAAAUGUUUUUAAAAGGUUUUCUAAGUAGGCUUAGUGGCACACACCUGUCACCCCAGCAUUACGAGGCAGAGGCAGGUACAUAGAGCUCUGAAUUUGAGACUGUCUUGGUCUACAUAGUGCCAGGCUAGCCAGGAGUGAGAUCUAACUAUCCCUCCAAGCAUUUUCUCUAAGAGUUCGACAAUUAAACUUUAAGAGGAGAAACCUUAAAGCUUAGCUGUGUUGCCAGUGAGACAGUGAUAGAUUUAGAAGAAAACAUGUCUGUUUACCUUAUGCUGCCCAAGAUGCCAAUUAGUGCACAUUCCCUCAUUUGUGUAUAUAUACACUCUAUGCACAAAUGUACAUAUAUGUGUAUAGACCCUAAGUUAUUUUUUGAACUACUAACAUGAUUUAAACUUACAGAAGAGUUGUAAAAAUAGCGUUCCUGUGUAUCCUCUACCUUCCCCUUGUUUUGACAUCUUCUCUAAUGAAAACAUUUGUUGCAAUUAAGAGUUAAUAGUGCUAUUAAUAUUAGCUGAAGUAGCAAGCUAAAAGUAGAUUAUUUCAUUUAUCUUUUUAGUAGCAUCCUCUUAACCGUUCCAGAUCCUACUUUGCAUUUGGUUGUCGUCUCAGUAGUCUUUCGCUCAGUGCCGUUGUAUCAUAAGCAUAACUGGUGUUGUCAUGUGUUUCUGGCGUGGUUCACAUCGAGCGCUCUGCUGAAGUGGUGUCUGCUCGGAUGCUCUGCUGUGAGCUUUACCCUGCUUUCCUUUGUAAUUACCAAGUAUUUGCUAGAGACACUUUGAGACUAUGCAAAUGUCCUGUUUCCGCUUAGAGUUUGCCUCUUACUAUCUCCUGGCAGAUCUUGCUUGUGGCAUUUACUACUGUGGUGUUUAAAUGGUGAUUUUUCUAUUCUCAUUUCUUCUAUAUUUAAUAAUCUGAAUUCUUCUGGAAGGAACUGUGGUUUCUGGAUUUAUAUUUUUAAUUAUAACAAGAUAUUCAGAAUAGGUAUAAACUCAGAAUUUAAAGAUAUAAAUUAUGUUAAUUGAUUCCAGUGGCUAGUAUAAAAAAAAAGCAACAUUUGUGAUAUGUCUUUGAAAAUGGAAUGAAUUUAAGAAGGAAACUAGUAUUUAUGAUUUGUAAAAUUUGUUUGACUUUUGGCUUGAACUUCAUUUGAAACUGAAACAAUUUUCUUUUGAAAUUCACAUCUAGACUUUUUUAAGGUGUCUAAAUUUAUAUUACUUUGGGGGUGAUUUUUGUCAAAAUCUUGAAUAAAGUUACCUACACCUGGCAUGAUAAACAGC